Molecule: messenger RNA, 1341 nt
Organism: Botrytis byssoidea
Lineage: Eukaryota; Fungi; Ascomycota; Leotiomycetes; Helotiales; Sclerotiniaceae
Exons: 6
Coding region: 1-1341 (446 amino acids)
Biological process (GO): transmembrane transport; carbohydrate transport
Cellular component (GO): membrane
Molecular function (GO): carbohydrate:proton symporter activity
Source: RefSeq, a predicted model, not a curated record
AUGCUAUCAAAACCUAAAAGUUACACUAUCUUUGCCUCUCUUAUUUCUCUGGGUGGUUUCCCCAAUGGCUACGAUACAGGAUCCAUCGGUGCAAUCACAAGUAUGCCAUCUUUUACCUCAAAAAUAGGAGAUCUAUCGCCCCUACUCCAUGGUUUCACAGUUUCAUUAAUCAUGAUGACUGGAGCUAUGCCCUCUAUUUUCGGUGGUAAACUGGCUGAGAGAAAUGGCCAUCUUUAUGUGAUUAUGGCUGGAUCGCUUAUUUUUGCAUUCGGAACGGGAAUGGAAGCUGGUGCAGAUGGAUUGGGGGUUCUGUUGGCGGGAAGAGCACUCGCUGGUUUAGGUGAGGGCUUGUGGUUGGGGUGUGUUAGUGUAUAUAUCACUGAGACAGCUCCAUGUGCAUCGCGAGGAAUGCUCGUUUCGCUACCACAAUUCAUGUGCACAGCUGGUUGGAGAAGGGAAGAAGCAUUACGGGCACUAGGAAGAUUGGGGAUUGAGAAAGAAGAAGCAGAGAAAGAUAUUUUGGUUCCAGUUCCAGUUGCUGUGGAUGUGAAGAAGGGAAUCAGGGGCUUCUUGAGAAUUUUCGAGAAAGAGUAUAGGAGCAGAACUUUCUUGGCAGUUUUCUUGUUGGGGGCGUUGCAAUUAAGUGGGAUUGACGGAGUUUUAUAUUACGCACCAACUCUCUUCGAAACUGCGGGUUUACCCGGGACAACGUCCACGUUUCUCGCUUCGGGUGUGAGUGCCAUACUCAUGGUCGCCAUCACCAUCCCAGCUACCCUUUACGUCGAUCGAUGGGGGCGUCGUACAUCCGGUCUUGUUGGCAGUAGCAUACUAUCCUCGUCGAUGUUCAUUAUCGGCGCACUAUAUCUUUCGGAUUCUGUUCAUCCCUAUGGGGUUGCAGUCAUAGGAAAGAUUUAUGCUAGCGAGAUUCAACCUAUGAAGACUAGAAAUGAGGCGAAUAGUUUGGCUCAGGGGGUGAACUUUUUCGCAAAUUGGUUGGUGGCAUUCUUGACACCGAUUUUUCUGGCUCAUUCUAGUUAUGGUGCUUAUUUUAUGUUUGGAGGCUUCUCAUUGCUAGCCGUUUUUGUAAUGGCUAUCUGGAUGCCAGAGACGCGAUUGAGGUCUUUAGAGGACAUCCAAGCUGGGUUCCAAAGACUCACGACGAAGGGGGGCAUCAAUGAUGAAAAUGCUGGUGGAAAGAUGAAUGGCAAGAUGAGGUUGAGGAGAUUAUUGAAGGGACCGAUCUUGGUAGGUGUGGAGACACAGACGGAAGGCGUGGUAUCAGGAAGCGGAAGGGAUACUAGUGAUCUAGGGCCGAUGAGGAUUGAGUUGAGUAGUGUUUAA